Molecule: messenger RNA, 484 nt
Organism: Mycotypha africana
Lineage: Eukaryota; Fungi; Mucoromycota; Mucoromycetes; Mucorales; Mycotyphaceae
Exons: 1
Coding region: 250-447 (65 amino acids)
Source: RefSeq, a predicted model, not a curated record
GAUUUCCGUCCCCAAGAUGGCAGACGGGGAGCAAGCAGAACUGUAAGGAAAUUAUAUUGAUCCUAUUGUGUACCCCAUGUUUCACGAUCCAGAAGUUAACAUCUUUUUUCGAUGGUAUGCGAAUAUUAUGUACUGUCUAACAUUACAUUAACUAAUUGGUAGUCUUUUGUAAAUGUUUUCUACUAAAUUAGGUUAAACAAGCAAACUCAGGACACAGAAACCAGACGACCAGAUGGUCACAUUUAGAAAAUGAACCAAAGGAGGUCUGCUGGUUCAGUUGGAUUAGUUGAAAUAAAAGCAGAAAAAAGCAAUUCCCUAAAACAACAUAAGGAUAUGAUUCGACUCAUCGCCUUCUGUAAAGAUGCGUUGGAAAAUCAAAGCAGUAAAAACUCCAUAAUUACAGUACAAGUUGUUGGUAAGAGUUGCAGGCUGAUAAAAAGUUUUUAACUUUUCUUGUAAUCUACCGCACCAUUUCUCGUGACGU